Messenger RNA from Didymella exigua CBS 183.55, 973 nucleotides. RefSeq lists its product as uncharacterized. The record is from RefSeq and is a predicted model, not a curated record. Lineage: Eukaryota; Fungi; Ascomycota; Dothideomycetes; Pleosporales; Didymellaceae. The coding region runs from base 134 to 622 and encodes 162 amino acids. The transcript has a single exon.
CUUCGCAGUACUAGUUAUCAUUAUUUUACAGGCCUCUGACGCGCUCAAGCUCGUCUACGAUUGCGCUGUCUUGUGUUCGAUAAUCUGCACACCUGCCUAAACCGUCGUUCGCCACUCAAAGUUGGAGCUUGGUAUGGUAUGUGAUUUGCAGACUCGCUACGUGGAUGUUAUCUACUGUUGGAGGGACAGGCUCGUUGCAUAUUAUGCAAUUAUUGCGACGGAACAAGGAGUGAAAGCGGUGCGUGUAAUAGAACGGCACAAGGUGAGACGAAAGGCACCCACACUCUUCCAGAUUAUUAGGCGCUGCUCCAUAGUUGGUUCAGAGCGCGUUGUGGGGGGGCAGAAUGGGAUCAGCCUACCCGAGAUGUGCAGGCACGGACUACUGUUUUUAUUGUUGCCUAUUGACUGUUCGUUCAUGUCCAAAGAGGCUGGUCAAAAGAUGUCACUGUCCUUGUCAUCGUCGCACCCUCUCGAUCGUACUUUUCAACAUACUUCCCGCUAUUGCAAAGCCACCCACCCACCUCCAUACCUCGUUGAGCCCUCGUCCUCGAUACCCGAAGAGUUAUUACGAACACUGCUGAGGUACCAGCAUACUGCUAGCCUGUGGAUAUGCAUUGGGUGAAGCCAAUGGCAAAUUUCAAGAGUUUUCAGUGAUAGUGGGUUGGUCGAUCAAACGGUCCACAUAUUGAGGCCGAGGAAGGCGCACGGAUGGGGUUGAGUAAGUGCGACCCGCAAAACGGCAGCAGCCAGCCGAGCACUGGAGAGUAGGCAAGAAACGGUGUUCACAAGGAUGUGACAGGCAUGGCGGCGACGUUGUUGUUCGUGUUUAAAUUCUGUGUCGGACCUACACUGCUAUUGGCAGGCAGCGAGCCUGGGCAGGAUGUCACGCAAGCAUAAUGCAUGCCUCGGCAAUGCUCGACUGGCGUGAGCGUGCCAUGUGUGCUUAUUAAUUAGCCCUUAUCCCGAUGGUGCA